AGUCCGUUUCGUUUCUUUAUCUCUUGUAAGGGAAUUGUUUUUUUAUGGUUUGUUUUGAAGCCUCUGCAGAUAGAACCUAAGAUUUCAAGUUCCCAGAAGAGCAAGUCAUUUCGUUUCGUUUCGAUUCGCAGAGAUUGAAGGAAAGAACGCACGAAGAAGAGAGAUCGGCUUCUUCUUUUUUGUGUGAUUGACUGUUCUGAUUAUGUGAAAUAGGCUUCUUCUGAGAGAGAUUAUGGGAUACGGUGCUCCAUUAACAGGUUUCAGUGCUAAUGCUGCAGCGGCGGAGACGACUCUGCUUCCGCCGUACAAUUAUAUAGCGAUUGAUUCGUUUCCUAAGGCUGCGGCGGCGUCGACGGCUGCUGGUUUGAAGUCUGAUAGCGGUAUUACCUAUAACCUUCCGAUUCCGAGGAAGCGCGCUAGAGAUCAUUCCACCAUUAAUCGAUUUGUUUCGCAUCCUUCGCCUGCUCAUUUUCAGAAGAAUUGUGGAUGCAAUCACGAUUUUCUUGGCGAAGAUAUCUCCAACCAAUUUCAACAGCAGCAAUUCGAUCUCGAUCGGUUGAUAUCGCAACAUCAGAUGGAGAAGGUGAGGAUGGAAAUGGAGGAAAAACGGAAGAGGCAAGCGAGGAGGAUUUUGGAGGCGAUAGAGUUAGGAAUGAUGAGGAUAUUGAGGAGCAAAGAGGAGGAAAUCGAGAAGAUCGGGAAAUUAAAUUGGGAACUAGAAGAGCGAGUGAAUUCUCUUUGCAUGGAGACUCAAAUAUGGCGCGAUGUGGCUCAGACGAACGAAGCCACCGCGAAUGCCCUCCGUAGCAACCUGGAACAAGUCCUUUCACAGGUAAAAAACAACGAUCACCAAGGCGCAGGAUUCGAAGAUCCUACCACAACUGCUGCCGUCGCCGCCGACGACGCAGAGUCCUGCUGCGGAAGCAACUACGACGACGACGACGACGACAGAAAACAAGCCAAUCACGGGCGGUGGCGAAACUUGAAUGAAGAAGUUGAAGAAUCAGAAGAGAGGAACAGAAGAGGUAGGAAGGCGAGAAAAGGAAACGAGGACAGAUGGUGCAAAAACUGUUGGAAAGAAGAAUCGUGCGUGUUGCUAUUACCAUGCAGGCAUCUGUGUUUGUGUACUGUUUGUGGGUCAUCUCUUCACACUUGUCCCAUCUGCAACUCUACGAAUAAUGCCAGUGUUCGUGUAAUCAUGCCUUAGAAAUUCAGAGGAAUCACCAAAUCAUAUUACAACCCAAAUUCUUCUCUUCAAUUCUUCGCCCCUUUCAUUUUCAAUUUAGAUCAAGAUUGUUUUCCA
This is a messenger RNA of Cucurbita pepo subsp. pepo (vegetable marrow), 1303 nucleotides long. RefSeq names its product putative BOI-related E3 ubiquitin-protein ligase 2. Gene Ontology annotation, biological process: regulation of programmed cell death. The record is from RefSeq and is a predicted model, not a curated record. NCBI's taxonomy places the organism in Eukaryota, Viridiplantae, Streptophyta, Magnoliopsida, Cucurbitales, Cucurbitaceae. Gene Ontology annotation, molecular function: ubiquitin-protein transferase activity.